Molecule: messenger RNA, 2325 nt
Organism: Penicillium cinerascens
Lineage: Eukaryota; Fungi; Ascomycota; Eurotiomycetes; Eurotiales; Aspergillaceae
Product: M13 family metallopeptidase
Exons: 6
Coding region: 1-2325 (774 amino acids)
Biological process (GO): protein processing
Cellular component (GO): plasma membrane
Molecular function (GO): metalloendopeptidase activity
Source: RefSeq, a predicted model, not a curated record
AUGCCGCAGUCAUUCCACAGUGACAACAAACCGGUGUUGGUCGACAUGGGACCAACUGAGAUCGAAGGCAAGCAGGGCCUCAUGGACGAUGGAAAUGGCUUUAUCGAUGAGAACCUGCCCAUUGCCUAUCCUGCUUGGAGACGGGACCCACUUCGAAGAACCCGCUGUAGGUGGAAUCCCGUGAAGCUCGUAGCCACAAUUGGCUGGAUUGGCCUGAUAAGCUACGGCCUCAUCAAAUUCGUCGAAAACAAGUCGGACGAACCACGUACCCCACACCCGCAAGCGCCUGCCUUCUGUGACUCGCCGCAAUGUAUUCAUGCAGCAUCGGAGAUCCUGAACAACCUCGAUCCUAACCACGCAGACAUUGAUCCUUGCACCAACUUCGAUCAGUAUGUCUGCGGUGGGUGGCGCCAGUUGCAUGACAUGCGCUCCGACCAAGGCUCCAUAUUUGCCGGCACGAUCAUGGCAGAGAACUCCCAGACCAAACUCCGUCAUAUUCUUGAGCAAGCGGACGCUUCUGAUCCAUCUGAUGCUAAGAACUUCAAGAAGCUCAAGACCGCUUAUGAUGCUUGUUUGGACGAAUCGACCGUCAGAAGUCGCGGUAGCAAACCCUUGGAUGAGAUGCUAGCUGGGCUGCAGAGUAUCUAUCCUACCAAAGGUGGGCUUGUUUCCGGUACUCAGGAUCAUCUCACUAGUGCGAUCCUCUAUCUCAUGAAAUCUGGUGUUAAUGCUUUGGUAUCCUCGGGUGUCACUCCUGAUGAUCGGGACCCGGACAAUGUGGUGAUCAUGGUGACACCGCCUCGUGAAAUUGGUCUCCCAGCGAUCGAGUACUAUAACAACACAGAGCUGGUGGCUCAAUAUACUACGGUCCUAAAGGAAGUGCUUCAAGGGUUCUCAGGGAGUGAUAAGAUUGCAGAAAACAUCGUGGCUUUUGAAACAAAGCUUGCGAACGUGACACCAGAUACGGCCACCCAGGAAGAUGUCACAAAGUACUAUAACCCACGCAGCAUCAAGGAAACCGAUUCAAUGAUUCCCGAGAUCUCGUUUGCGGAUAUCCUUUCAGAAUUGGCACCUCAUGACUACAAAGGCGAUCGCCUGAUUGUGGGGUCGCCCUCAUACAUGAAGGCAUUGUCUGAAAUAUUGAACGAUGCAUCCCGUGAGACGGUAUCUUUCUUCCUGCAAUGGAAAGCCAUUCAGGCAUAUGCCGACAAGAUUGAGGAUGACAAGGUGGCUCCCUUGCGACGAUUCAAGAACACGCUCGAAGGCAAAGAUCCGCAGGCAACCCAGGAGCGAUGGCGCAAGUGCAUUCAAACUCUCGAUGAGGGCCUUGGCUGGAGCCUGAGUCGGUUCUACGUAAUGGACUCGUUCCCCGAGUCAUCGAAGAAGCUCGGUGACCAGAUCGUUUCGGACAUCAAGGAACGUUUUGUCUUCACACUGGAUCAGACUGAAUGGAUGUCUCCGGAUGUCCGGAAGCUGGGUAUCCAGAAAGUGGGGAACAUCAUUCAAAAGAUUGGAUAUCCCACCAAAAGCCCCAAUGUGAUGGAUCCAGAGGACAUCGAGAAGUACUACCGCGAGCUGGAUGUGUCCGAGAAUUCUUUCUUCGAGAACCAAGUGGCUGUGGCCAAGUUUGACCUUCACAACGAAUGGUCCAAGCUGGGCAAGCCAACAGACCGCGACGAAUGGGACAUGUCGGCACCUACAGUCAAUGCCUAUUAUAACCCUCCAGGAAAUGAGAUCGUAUUCCCUGCAGGCAUCAUGCAGCCGCCGACGUUUUAUGGACCUUCUGCCCCGCUGUAUCUGGCAUAUGGUGCAUUUGGUGCAGUCAGCGGCCAUGAACUAUCUCACGCUUUUGAUUCUACGGGUCGCCACUAUGAUGAAACCGGAAAUUAUACGAACUGGUGGGAUGAGAAGACUGUCGAGGCCUUUGAGGAGCGAGCUCAGUGCUUCGUUGACCAGUAUUCGGAUUUCACUGUCGAGGGCCCUGGAGAUAAGAUUCUCCACGUCAAUGGACGUCUGACGCUCGGCGAAAACAUUGCCGAUGCCGGUGGCCUGACCGCUUCAUUCCAUGCUUGGAAGAAGCACGAUGAGGCUAAGCCUGAUCUUCACCUCCCGGGUCUAGACUCAUUCAGCAAAGAGCAGUUAUUCUUCAUCUCAUACGCAAACUGGUGGUGUGGGAAGACUACCAAGGAGGCAGCGGAGAAGGGCAUCUAUACCGACCCACAUGCGCCCAAAUCGGCGCGAAUCAUUGAAACUAUGGCGAACUCUCGAGAGUUCAAGGAUGCAUUCAAGUGCCCGGACAAGAAGCCAGUUUGCAAGCUCUGGUAG